UAUCAAGUAAAAUAAAAAUUUAUUUACAAUAAGAAUUGUUCAUAUCAAUUUUUUUGUCACAGACAGCUGCACAGACAGCACACAUACAACCACAGACAGCCACAGACAGCUACACAGACAUCCAUGGAUGUCUGUGUAUGGAUGUCUGUGGUUGUAUGUGUGCUGUCUGUGCAGCUGUCUGUGGCUGUUUGUGGGUGUCUGUGGGUGUCUUCAUGUUUUACUAUUACCCGAUAAAAUUCAACAUUAACUAAUUAUAAAUUUUAUGAAAUAAUAUAUUUUUAACAAUAAUUUUUACACUUUUAGUAGUUCAUCAAUUCACUCAAAUAGUCCGUUAAUUGACAAACCUCGACGUGCACCAGCAGAAUGUUUAGUCGUCAGUAUACCAACAAAGGUUAUUAGCAAAUGGGAAUGUGGAGAAGGUGAAAUUUAUGCUAUUCAAUUUCAUCCAAGUGGUACACUUUUAGCAACAGGUGGUUCAGAUAGAAAAAUUCAUUUAUGGGAAUCACCAAAUAAUGGACAAGUGCAACAAAUGUGUGUAUUAACUGGAAGUAAUGCAACUAUAACUGCAAUUGAUUUUGAUACAGAUGGAGCUAAUUUAGUAUUAGGUUGUUCAGAAGAUUUUGCUUGUCGUGUAUGGGGUGUACAAGAUCAACGAUUACGACAUACAUUAACUGGUCAUGGUGCAAAAGUAUUUUGUGCAAAAUUUUUGACUAGUUCAAAAAUUGCCUCUGGUAGUCAAGAUCGAACGAUUAAACUAUGGGAUCUACAAAAUCGACAAUGUAUUCGUACAUUAUUUGCCGGUUCAAAAUGUCACGAUCUAGUUGCAUUAGAUUCAGCUGGUACAUUGAUUAGUGGACACUUUGAUAAAAAAAUACGUUUUUGGGAUUCAAGAAAUGACAGUGUUCGAUCUGAAUUACUACUACAAGCAUCAGUUACAUCAUUAUAUAUUAACAGAGAUAAACAACUUCUUUUGGCUUGUUCUCGUGAUGACACGUUAAAAUUAAUUGAAUUAAAAGAAAAUCGUGUCUUGCAAACAUUUAGUCAUGAUGACUUUAAAGUUGGUAGUGAUUCGAUUAGAGCCGUUUUAUCUCCGGAUUGUACAUAUGUUUGUGCCGGAUCUCAAGAUGGUAGUUUAAUUAUUUGGAAUACGACCAAUGGAAAAGUUGAAAAAGUUCUAAAAGAUCAUUCUGAUAUCGAAUCCUUUCCAAAAGAAAAUAAAGUUUCUACUUAUGGUACCGAGCAUUUUCAAGCCGGGAAAACUAUUACAUAUCGUUGUACGGAAUAUGGAAAAUAUUCUCUUUGUCAUUUUCAAUUAAAAUCAAAAGAAUUCAAUAAUAAAUUUACAGUAUUUAAAUCUGAAUCUCAUAAUCAUGAUCAACGUAAUGAUACAACUCGUCUCAAAUCCGCUAAAGUUCCACAGCCACUUGGAAUAAGAAGAGGAAAAAGUCAUCAAAAACAGAAGAAAAAAAGAAAAUUAAAUUAG
Messenger RNA from Didymodactylos carnosus, 1483 nucleotides. NCBI's taxonomy places the organism in Eukaryota, Metazoa, Rotifera, Eurotatoria, Philodinida, Philodinidae. The record is from the annotation of a GenBank genome assembly.